CGCGAGACGAAAUAGAUGAUACGAUGGGGCGUUAGUGGGAGAAGGAGAGGAGAGGCGUGAAGUGUGAGGCAGGUGCAGCUACGAGAGCUUUAGACCCUAUGGGGGUCGCUAGACGGGUUGAUGUCGUUUGGUGCGUCCGAGAGAACGACGGUGAUUUGAAAAAGCGCUAUAUUUACACGGCGUUCACGAGGCGGAGCAAAAAAAGUUUGUGUUCUCACAACAGCGGCCUCACACACCGAGCCACUUUACAGCGAACCGAAUUGAAACGACUAGAAAAAAAUGGCUGUACCAUCAGAGAAUAUCAUGAAUACGAAUCUCGAUGAUCCUGUAACAAAGGCGGUAGUCGAUAAUAUAAUGGGCAAUCUGCCCACAAAAAAGCCUCUCGUUCGCUGUGAAGAUUGUGACCUUUCCUUCACAAGUCAGGCAGUGUUGGAUACACACUUACAAGGCGCACGUCACGCUAAACAGGUACGAUCUAAGAAUAUCAUGGCAACUCUCGAGGAAACAAAGAUCUCAUUUACCAAGGAUGAAGAGACAAAUGGACUGAAAUGCAAUGUAUGUAACGUGUGCCUGAAUUCUAUUCAGCAGUUACAAACACAUCUAAAUGGCAGCCGUCAUAAAAAGAAAUUAAUGAGAGGUGAAUGGGAUGGCAAAGAGGUUGUCACCCAAGGCCCCUCGUUGAAAUCGACUGCUAGUGCGCAACAAUCUGCUCUCGUAAAAAGGGAUUUUCUUACCUGCGAUACAUGUAACAAGUUCUUCAACUCUCCGUCUCAAUACAGUGUGCAUAUGAAUUCCGUGAAACAUGCCGAGAAAGUGAAGAGAUCGAAGGGUCCAAAUAAAGGAUUUGUCCCAUAUCCGUAUCCGAAAAAAACAAAACGAAAUAUCAGGGAACAGAUACCAUCUUUGUCAAGCAACUUUGUAUCGAGCGGUCUUAUAUAUCAACCAUAAGAGACAUGAUUUAUGCAUCUUGCUUUGAGUUACAUAUUAAAAAUAUUCUUUCGGAUAUUCUAUCAACUAAUAAAUUAUUAUAUAAAUAUAUAACAUAAAUGUAAAUAUACAUAUUUACAGUAUAAAGUUCUCAAAAUUUCUCAAACUUUUUUUUAAAAUCAUCAGACAUUUUAGUUUAAAAGAAAAUAAAAAACAAGAAUUUGGUUUAGUAGCAAUAUGUAAAAGCAAUUACGGUUGAUAUGCAAUUCGUCCUCUCAAUAUUAUAAGAUUGAACGAUACGAAAGUUUGUAGAAUUUAUCAUUGUAAGUUAAGUAAUUAUUAAAUAAGAGUCAUGAAAUUAU
Pogonomyrmex barbatus (red harvester ant) is the source of this 1289-nucleotide messenger RNA. RefSeq names its product zinc finger protein 346. The record is from RefSeq and is a predicted model, not a curated record. Lineage: Eukaryota; Metazoa; Arthropoda; Insecta; Hymenoptera; Formicidae. Gene Ontology annotation, molecular function: zinc ion binding; nucleic acid binding.